AACUCACUGGAAGAGAAUGACUCUGCGAAACAGCUCCUCAGUGACUGAGUUUAUCCUUGUGGGAUUAUCAGAACAAUUGGAGCUCCCGCUCUCCCUCUUCUUUCUGUUCUUAGGAAUCUACAUGUUCACUGUGGUGGGCAACUUGGGCUUGAUUACCUUAAUUGGGCUGAAUUCUAGUCUUCACACCCCAAUGUACUUUUUCCUCUUCAACUUGUCUUUUAGAGAUCUCUGUUAUUCUUGCGUAUUUACCCCCAAAAUGCUGAAUAAUUUUAUGUCAGAAAAUAUCAUCUCUUAUGUGAGAUGCAUGAUUCAGCUAUUUUUCUUCUGUUUCUUUGUCAACUCUGAGUGCUACGUUUUGGUAUUGAUGGCCUAUGAUCGUUAUAUGGCCAUUUGCAAUCCCCUUGUGUACAUGAUCACAAUGUCCCCUAGGGCCUGCUCUCUGCUGAUGAUUGGUUCAUAUGUGAUAGGGUUUGCUGGGGCCAUGGCCCACACUGGAAGCAUGCUGAGACUGACUUUCUGUGAAUCCAACAUCAUCAACCAUUAUCUGUAUGAAGUUCUCCCCCUCUUGCAGCUCUCCUGUAGCAGCACCCAUGUCAAUGAGCUGGUGUUUUUCACUGUUGUUGGAGUGGUUAUCACAAUCUCCAGCAUCAGCAUCUUCAUCUCUUAUGCUUUGAUACUUUCCAGCAUCCUCCGUAUUCCUUCUGCUGAGGGCAGAUUCAAAGCUUUCAGCACAUGUGGCUCCCACGUAAUUGCUGUGGCUCUUUUUUUUGGGUCACGGGCAUUUACCUAUUUAACAACUUCUUUUCCUGGCUCUAGGGACCAGGGCAGAUUUGCCUUAAUCUUUUACACCAAUGUGGUUCCCAUGCUUAACCCUUUGAUCUACAGUUUGAGAAAUAAGGAUGUUAAACUGGCCCUGGGCAAAACCCUGAAGAGAACACUCUUCUGAUGUGUCUCUGUAU
This is a messenger RNA of Carlito syrichta (Philippine tarsier), 959 nucleotides long. Its product is annotated as olfactory receptor 8B4. NCBI's taxonomy places the organism in Eukaryota, Metazoa, Chordata, Mammalia, Primates, Tarsiidae. Gene Ontology annotation, cellular component: membrane. The transcript has a single exon. The coding region runs from base 17 to 946 and encodes 309 amino acids. Gene Ontology annotation, molecular function: odorant binding; G protein-coupled receptor activity; olfactory receptor activity. Gene Ontology annotation, biological process: sensory perception of smell; G protein-coupled receptor signaling pathway. The record is from RefSeq and is a predicted model, not a curated record.